AUGGCCAAUUUUUGGCCUUAUCUACUCUUUCUUUUGGCAGUAUGCCUGGUUGCAAGUAAUGUAGCUACUACUGAUGACUACAAACCUUACAUUUAUGCUUCUCCUCCUCCUCCUCCCUAUCCUCAACCCCCACCUUCACCUUCACCUCCACCUCCACCUCCACCUCCACCUCCACCACCACCUAAAUACUACUAUAUGUCUCCUCUUUCACCUCCUAAGUACCACUAUAAGUCUCCUCCUCCACCUCCAAAGUACUAUUACAAAUCACCACCUCCCCCAACUUAUGUUUACAAAUCCCCACCACCACCAUCUCCAUCAACUCCUCCUCCAUAUGUGUACAAGUCACCACCUCCUCCAUCUCCAUCGCCACUACCCCCUUAUGUCUAUACGUCUCCUCCACCACCAUCACCAUCACCACCACCACCUUAUGUCUAUAAGUCUCCACCACCACCAUCACCAUCACCGCCACCUCCGCACAUUUAUCAAUCUCCACCUCCACCAUCUCCAUCCCCACCUCCUCCAUAUGUUUACCAAUCCCCACCACCACCAUCUCCGUCACCACCUCCUCCUUAUGUUUAUCAAUCUCCACCUCCACCAUCCCCAUCCCCACCUACUCCCUAUGUUUACCAAUCUCCACCAUCUCCAUCACCUUCUCCUCCAUAUGUUCGCCAAUCUCCACCACCACCAUCUCCAUGGCCACCUCCUCCUUAUGUUUAGUAAUCUCCACCACCACCACCACCGUAUGUCUACAAGUCUCCUCCACAACCUUCUCCAUCUCCGCCACCUCCUUGUGUUUAUCAAUUCCCACCUCCACCAUCUCCAUCCCCACCUCCUCCUUAUGUUCACCAAUCCCCACAUCCACCAUCACCAUUGCCACCUCCACCUUACGUUUAUCAAUCUCCUCCUCCAUCAUCUCCAUCACCACCUCCUUCUCACUUGUAUGAAUCUCCAUCUCCUCCAUCACCUUCUCCCCCUCCUCCUUAUAUUUAUAAGUCACCUCCUCUACCAUCACCACCAGCUCCUUACAAUCAUCAAUCCCCACCUCCUCCUCCAUAUAUCUACAAGUCCCCACCUCCUCCAUCUCCGUCGCCUCCUCCACCAUAUGUUUACAAGUCACCACCACCUUUUUACGUCUAUAACUCCCCACCUCCACCAUCCCCAUCGCCUCCUCCUCCAUAUGUCUAUAAAUCAUCACCACCACCACCCUCAUCUCCGUCACCCCCACCACCAUACUACUACAACUCUCCUCCGCCACCAUCCUGA
Ziziphus jujuba (common jujube) is the source of this 1263-nucleotide messenger RNA. RefSeq names its product extensin-2-like. The record is from RefSeq and is a predicted model, not a curated record. NCBI's taxonomy places the organism in Eukaryota, Viridiplantae, Streptophyta, Magnoliopsida, Rosales, Rhamnaceae. The transcript is spliced from 2 exons.